AGCGCAUGACGCGACGACCGGAUGAGAACCGCAUCAUCGACGUCCGAAUCGCACUCGGUGUGAACUGGAGUGUUCGCGAGAACUUCGUCCGUCCAGCAAAGCAGUCCUUCGUACGUCUCGUCCGAUUCGGGUACAUCAACGACCACCAGAGUGGAUGCAUUGUAACCCACUCAGUCCAGCACUCUCAGCACGACGACCAGGCAACCCACAGAAAGAGCGAGGAGCAUGCAGCAUGCCUCGAAAAGGUAUAUCUGGAGUUAUCGGACACCGUGCCGGUUUUCCGGCGCUGGACCCACACCUACUUGUUGGUCGACGCGAGCAGGACUGUUCCUCCCCUGUGCCCUCCUGUUUUCGCAAAUCUGCGAUUAGAUUCACCAGCUACCCCAAGAAGCAACAGAGGACCAACGGACUCGAUGCUGUGUGCCGGGGCUGGUCCUGCAUGCAUGUUAGUUACCUCAAAUGGGCCCGUCCAUUCUCUGAGGCCAGCGCGGAAAACGUUUCGCAUACGCAAACACCAAAUGCUGUGUUGAGACGGUCCUUAGCUGUGGCCUCUAUACAAUUCUCAACCUUACCGGAAUCCGUCCGACCGUUCUCGCGUGGAAAAUCGACCAGCCAUGAUUACCGGUACAUCUGCAAGCGUACUCCUUGGUCGUCGCGCAUCGCCCGCUGCUCAGGCCAGCCAAGUCCUGCGGUCAGUUUAAAAGGCGGAGCACGAGAGAUGGUAGGCCCCCAUCUCUGUUUCCCUCCCCCGAGGAAAGCAGGGACCACUCGAGCCCCCUCGUCCUUAACCGGUUGAAAGGGACUCGAGACCCAUGCUCCACCACGCGAAGCA
Messenger RNA from Schizophyllum commune H4-8, 832 nucleotides. RefSeq lists its product as uncharacterized. NCBI's taxonomy places the organism in Eukaryota, Fungi, Basidiomycota, Agaricomycetes, Agaricales, Schizophyllaceae. The record is from RefSeq and is a predicted model, not a curated record. The coding region runs from base 155 to 796 and encodes 213 amino acids. The transcript has a single exon.